UUGUGCGUCUCUCCCGAACCGUGUAGCCCAGGUACAUAAAGGGACGGGGAGAGUAGCUGGCUUGUCUCUGGAGAGGGCAUCUUUGGCCGAAACGAUGACUGAGAAGCAAGUGAAAGUGAGCAGCACUGCAGUGCGCUAUGGCGCAUCCUAUGGAGGCAACAGGAUCUUCUCUGCCGGCAGAAGUGCUAGGGCUGGUGGAUUUGGGGCAGGAUUCGGCGCAGGAUUUAGUGGGGGAUUCGGGGGAAUUGGACUCUCCAGAGCGGUUGGACUUGGGGCAGGGGCAGGAGGCGCAGGGUUUGGCUUCAGAGGAGGCUUUGGAGGAGGAGGUAUUGGGCUGAGAGCUGGAGCCGGCUUUGGGCUUGGAGCAGGGGCAGGUUUUGGUGGGGGGGCAGGUUUUGGUGGGGGGGCAGGUUUUGGUGGGGCAGGUCUGGGUUUAGGUGGGGGGAUUGGGGGUGCCGGCGGUAGAUUAGGGGGCGCUUUUGGUGUCUUGAAAGGCCGCCUGGGAGGUAGAGGCUUUAAAGUAGGAAGCUAUGGAGUCAGCCCUGCCUUUCUUUUCGGUGCUAAAGCUGGUCCUGGGGGUCUCGGUAGUGGCCCUGGGCCAAGCAUCCCUGACAUCCCCUCCAUUGACCCAUCAUUGCCUUCUGUGGACACCGUGCAAGUCACUCGCUUAAAGGAAAAGGAAGAACUCCAGAACCUCAACAACAAGUUUGCAGCUUUCAUUGAUAAGGUCCGCAGUUUGGAGCAACAAAACGCCAUCCUUAGAGCUCAGAUUUCUGUGUAUAACAGGAGCGAUCCAAGCGCACCAGCUUCCCCCUCCAUCGUUGCCACCACUGCUGUUGCUGGUUACAAAGCCCAGAUUGAGACCCUGUCGCAAACAAAAGCAGCGAUACUGGCAGAAGUCGAUCACUACAAACAGAUCAUCGAGGAAGUGCAAGUGAAAUUUGAUGAAGACAGCGGAGCAACAAAGGACUUGGAGACUGAAUGGACUACUCUGAAAGAGGACGUGGACCACUUGUACUUGACAAUCUUCGACUUGCAGACAAAACUAGCGGGAGUUGAGGAUCAGAUAACCCUUUCCAAGCAGCUGUACGACUCAAAAGUCAGGGAAGUGCAGACUAUCGUCACCAGUGGCACCAAGGCCGCCAUCUCCAUCUCUUUCGACAACUAUGCACAAGCCGCAGAUCUCACAUCGGCCAUCUCAGACAUGAAAUUCCAGUAUGAAGCCCUGGUGGCAAAGACAAAGCAGGAAGCUUUUGCAGCGGCCGAGAGCAAGAUCGUUCUGGCAUCGGGUUCUACGCAGUCAUCAGUCCAAGCCCUGACAUCGUUCAAGGACGAGUACAGGAUGGCAAAACUCCAAGUGGAAUCAGUACAGCGUGAAAUAGAACGUGUGAAAACCCUGAAUGUACAGCUGGAAGCUCAGAUCUCAGAAGCAGAGGCCAGCACGGGCAGUGAAUCAGAUACAUAUCAGGAGCAAGCCGCGGCUCUCAAGUCUCAGCUCGAUGACAUAAGAAAGCAAAUUGCUCAUUAUGGUCAAGAAUACCAGGACCUGUUGGCAGUGAAGAUGGGAUUAGAUGUUGAAAUUACAGCCUACAAGAAACUUAUGGAUAGUGAAGAGCUAAGGCUCAGCAGUGGAGGUGGCAUUACCGUGCAGAUGUCCAAAUCUAGUGUGGGUGGAGCAGCUGGCGGAGGUGGUGGAGCUGGAUUUGGCCUUGGAGGUGGCGCAGGUCUGGGUGCUGGAGGAGGCUUUGGCGGAGGUCUUGGUGGAGGCCUUGGCGGAGGUCUUGGCGGAGGCCUUGGUGGAGGUCUUGGCGGAGGUCUUGGUGGAGGCCUUGGUGGCGGAUUUGGAGGUAGUCUCAGCAGUGGACUAAGCUUGGGCGGAGGCUUGAGUUUUGGUGGUGGACUAGGCAGCGGCAGUUUUACAGGAGGUUACAGUUUGAACUCCAGCUCACUAUCUUCUUCUACCGCCUACUGAAGAGCUGUAAAGUCUCCCCAUCUGCCCCAAAUUUCCCAGAGAUUCCAACCUGCUGAAUGACUUCUGGUUUUAUAUCUGCACUUUUCGGAAGACCCUCGGCUUUCCAUAGUUUGCUACUUUCAUAUUUUCUAAUAAAGGGAACCUUUGUUAUUUGAACCUUGUGCGGUGUGCUAAUCCUCUGAGUAUUCUUGCGCUAAAUUAAAAAGGCUCUUUUCUUGCCUGCUUCUAAAUACUGAGCGCUUAUUUUCAAAUGAAAGAUAAAUUAUACAUGUAACCCCGAGCCUGCCACAUAAAUCUCUAAUUACUGAACGGCAGGACGUUCGCCUUUAUCGGAAAUUGUACUCGGCGCCACGGACUGCUGAACUGAAAAGGGCCCUCGACUAUAUGUGUCAGGCUAAAUGUCUGCUAUAAUGAAAACGCCAGAUUCACGAUUACUGUGACUGACACGCUGGCGGAAAAAAAAAAUUUGAAAAGUGCCAUCACAAUCCUAAGGCACGGUGUUUCUGCUAGAAGUGUUUAUUCCAGUCUUCAGCAAAGGCUUUGUAAUGGAGUGUAUAGGACAUUUCUGAUCAGGUUGUAGUUCCCCAGAAUUGUAAAGAAAUUAAAGCAUUUAAACAUUCAA
Xenopus tropicalis (tropical clawed frog) is the source of this 2594-nucleotide messenger RNA. It is a transcript of the gene ouro1, whose product is annotated as ouroboros 1. Lineage: Eukaryota; Metazoa; Chordata; Amphibia; Anura; Pipidae. Bases 95 to 1972 code for a protein of 625 amino acids. The record is from RefSeq and is a predicted model, not a curated record. Gene Ontology annotation, molecular function: structural molecule activity. The transcript is spliced from 10 exons.